Messenger RNA from Platichthys flesus (European flounder), 6257 nucleotides. It is a transcript of the gene nsd2, whose product is annotated as nuclear receptor binding SET domain protein 2. The transcript has 23 exons. Bases 207 to 4202 code for a protein of 1331 amino acids. Gene Ontology annotation, biological process: regulation of DNA-templated transcription. The record is from RefSeq and is a predicted model, not a curated record. Gene Ontology annotation, molecular function: protein binding; histone H3K36 methyltransferase activity. Gene Ontology annotation, cellular component: chromatin; nucleus. Lineage: Eukaryota; Metazoa; Chordata; Actinopteri; Pleuronectiformes; Pleuronectidae.
ACCGGUUGGAUCCUCGCUUCGCUCCCGACCAAUCGGAAGUGAGUAUUUUUCGCGCUGUUGGCCGCAGUGUUUGAUUUUCCCGCAAGCUGCUUCAGCCUCGACCUGAAUGAAAGGCUCCGUGUGACGGGAUGAGUCCGGACGCUUCGUCCCUCUAACCGCCGACAGGACCUCAACAGCACAUCGAGCCUGGAGGGGGCUGAGGUGGGAUGGACACUAAAGGUAGCUCUCUGCCUUCCAUGCCCGAACCAGCCAACCCCAUCAGCAUGAAGCAGCCGCCGGAGUCCCUCGGCGUAAGGAAAGGUCGGGGGGACCUGAGCAGUGACCCGGCUCUGCUUAUGGACAAAGCCGCUGCCCAGCUGGCCGCCACACUACAAGACGGCGCCCUCCAGAAGAUGGCCGGCCACAGUCAUAACAACCACAGCCACGAGAGGCUCAAAGACCUCACCUCCCGGGUGCUGAACGGCGACCAAGACCCGCUGCCCAAGCUCUGUGCUCCAGAGCCGCCCAUGCUCAAGGGCGCCGAGGCCCCCGCCACCAACGGCACCCACCAGCACAAUUGCAGCCCUCAUACAGAAUCAGAACUGAAGGUGACGGUGCCCCAGGUGCUGGAGCAGCCGCCGUUUGAACCGUGCUGCGCCAACGGGACCAGUUUGGCCAGCGAGGGUACGAUACCUGGACCCGAGAAGAGACAGGACGUGAAGAAGAGAGGAGGCAGACCUGUCAAACCAAAACCUCAACUGAACCACAGCUCCUCCUUCGUCCCUCUGGAGCAAGUCGACCACACGAAUGCUGCUGAUGGAGCCGGAGCAGCUGACAAGCUCGACCUCCUCCCUGAGGCGGAGGUGUCAGAGAAGUCUCCCUCCCUGAUCCGUUUCUCUGUUGGAGACUUGGUUUGGACGAAGGUGUCGGGGUACCCCUGGUGGCCCUGCAUGGUGACCACAGACCCAGAGUUCAGCCACCACUUCAAACAGAAAGCGGCCAACAGCAGGUCAGGCCUCCUCUACCAUGUGCAGUAUUUUGGAGACGCCCCGGAGAGAGGCUACAUCUUUGAGAAGAACAUGGUGUUGUUCUCUGGAGAGGAUCAAUACCAGCAGCUCAGUCUGGGCAACAAACAAGCAGCCUCCUGCACCAUCCACAAAAAGGCGACUCCCUCCGUACCCCGCAAGCUGCAGGCCCAGUGGAACAUGGGCAUCAUUCAGGCCAAGGAGGCCCUCAGCAUGUCGCUGGAUGAGCGCAUGAUGAACUUCACUUUUCAGUACGACGACGACGGGCCGCGCCUGAACCUCGGACUCCUGGAGAAACUGAAGCCAAAAUACAGCGACGAGAUGAACCAGGAAGCUGUGUCAAGACUGAGUCCAGCCCCCCCCUCCCUGCUGGGCCCCGUUUCUUCUGAACCAGUUGAACCAGUCGCACCUCAGAAGAAGAAGAGACGACCCAGACAGCCUCCGUCUCCAACCAAGACGGUGAGGAGAAGGAAAAAACCUGCAGUGGAGAACUCUGCCGACCCGGUGAAGAAGAGGAAAUCAAAGCUGGUGUCUCCGACAGACGCGGCUUCAGAACUCGUCUCACCACCGGUUCCAGCUCCAGUGGACAAAGUGAAGAAAAGGCGGAAGAGAGCGACUCCUGCCGAGCAGACGACCGAUUCUUCCGUUAAGAGGGAGAGAAAGAAGGCUCCUAAAAGGAAAGUGCCGGACUCCGCAGCCGACAAGGAGCAGGCGCCUAAGAGACGCAAGAUGAGCAAAGAGGCUGAGAAACAGGGGUCGACCUCGGCGGUAACGCAACCAAAGCGGAGAAGAACCAAGAAAACUGACGUGGAAGUGAAGGAAACCAAGAGACGACAGAAGAAGUCGAAAGAUCCUCCGGCCGACGAUCAAGACGCGGUGAAACCAAAGCGCAGGAGGAAAAGGAAACAGGAUGGAGAGAACCAGGCCACACCUGCCAAGACGAAGAAGAGAAGGGCCUCUCCGUGUCCUGAUCCUGAGGGCUCUGGGAGUGAAGGACGUCCUGAUUCCCCGAGCGACAGCUUGGACGGGACCAAAAAGGGCGAACGGAAGAAAGAAUUUGUUUGCCAGAUGUGUGAGCAGGCUGGUGAGGACCUGCUUCCCUGUGAAGGACAAUGCUGUGGCAUGUUUCACCUGCACUGUCUGGGUCUGUCGUUAAAACCAGACGACAAGCUGCUGUGUCCGGAGUGCAGCACCGGAAUCCACUCGUGUUUCACCUGUAAGCAGUCAGACGGCCAGUUGCUUCGCUGCCACGUCCUGCACUGCGGCAAGUUCUACCACGAGGCGUGCGUCCGCCUCAACUCGCUCACCCUCUUCGACAACAAGGGCCUCCGCUGCCCACUCCACACCUGCCUGAGCUGCCACUACGGCUGCCGCGCCAAGCACAAGUCCACCAAGGGCAGGUUGAUGCGUUGCCUGCGCUGCCCCGUGGCCUACCACAUCGGUGACCUGUGUGUGGCAGCCGGCAGUGAGAUGAUCACCAGCACCGCCAUCAUCUGCACCAACCACUUCAACGCCAAGAAGGGCUACAGCCACCACAGCCACGUCAACGUCAGCUGGUGUUUCGUCUGCUCCAAAGGAGGACAGCUGCUGUGCUGCGAGUCCUGUCCGGCAGCUUUUCACCCCGACUGUCUGAACAUCGCAAUGCCUGAUGGGAGCUGGUUCUGCAACGACUGCAGAGCCGGGAAGAAACCCAAGUACAGAGACAUCAUCUGGGUCAAACUCGGAACCUACAGAUGGUGGCCUGCAGAGAUCUAUCACCCGAAGGUCAUCCCCACCAACAUCCAGCACCUUCGCCACGAGAUCGGAGAGUUUCCCGUCUUCUUCUUCGGAUCCAAGGAUUACUUCUGGACUCACCAGGGCCGCGUGUUUCCCUACAUGGAGGGGGACCGGGGCAGCAAGCACCAGAGGACCGGAAUCGGCAAAGUCUUUAAGAACGCUCUGUUGGAGGCUGAAGCUCGAUUCAAGGAGAUUAAAAUUAAACGAGAGGCGAAGGAAGCGCAAGAGAACAGUCGGAAACCGCCGCCAUACAAAUUCAUCAAGGUCAACAAACCCUUCGGCAAAGUCCAGGUCUGGACCGCCGACAUCUCCGAGAUCCCCAAGUGCAACUGCAAGCCGGCGGACGAGAGGCCGUGCGGGUUCGAGUCCGAGUGUCUGAACCGCAUGCUGCAGUACGAGUGCCACCCUCAGGUGUGUCCCAGCGGCGAGCGCUGCUGCAACCAGGACUUCACCAAACGUCUUUACCCAGAGACCAAGAUCAUCAAGGCCCCCGGCAAGGGCUGGGGCCUGGUCGCCCUGCGGGACAUCAAGAAGGGUGAGUUUGUAAACGAGUACAUUGGCGAGCUGGUGGACGAGGAGGAGUGCAGGGCGAGGAUCAAGUACGCCCACGAAAACAACAUCACUGACUUCUACAUGCUCACCAUAGACAAGGAUCGGAUCAUCGACGCCGGGCCGAAGGGAAACUACUCUCGCUUCAUGAACCACAGCUGUCAGCCCAACUGUGAGACGCAGAAGUGGACGGUGAACGGGGACACGCGAGUCGGCCUGUUCGCCGUCCGGGACGUCCCAGCAGGGACCGAGUUGACCUUCAACUACAACCUGGACUGCCUCGGCAACGAGAAGACGGUCUGUCGCUGUGACGCCCCGAACUGCAGCGGCUUCCUCGGGGAUCGGCCCAAGAACUCGAACGGCCAAACAGCCGAGCCCAAAGCCAAGAGGCUGAAGAGGAAGUAUAAGAAGAGGAAGAGCGAGGGGAAGAAAAAGUCUGAGGACGAGUGUUUCCGCUGUGGAGACGGAGGUCAGCUGGUGCUCUGCGGCAAGAAGGCCUGCACCAAAGCUUAUCACCUGUCCUGCCUGAACCUCACCAAGAGGCCCUUCGGACGGUGGGACUGCCCCUGGCACCACUGUGACGUCUGCGGGAAAAACUCGGACGCGUUCUGUCAGCUCUGCCCGAACUCCUUCUGCAAGGCUCACCAGGAGGGGGCGCUGCGCCCGUGGCCCCCCACGGGGCAGCUGUGCUGUCUCGAGCACGAGGAGCUGGAGGGAGCCGACAGCCAGGAUCCGGGAAUCAGCUCGGAGGCAACGGCAUCGACCGCCCCCCCCACCACCACCGCCGCCGGUCGUCCUCCCAAAGGCUCCAGGAAGGCCGACGGAGCCCAGGCCAAAACAAAGGGCUCCAAGAGGAAAGCAGCAGAGGCCUGACUGACCUUUGACCCCUCCGAGAGCCAACAGACCAAACCAGACUCUGACACUUGAUCCCCUCGUUAGAAACAAAUAUAAACCCCACGUUACACCGUCUUGAAGAUCACCGGAGCCGAGGCACUGUUCAUCUCCGUCGUCAGGGAAAGCCGCUUGUAUCUCACGAGCUCCGGCGCUCGAACCUUCUUCAUUUGACCUUUAACCUUUUCCAGGUUUUGUUUUGAACUCGUCUGCACUGAGGCACGAAGCAGCAGCCGAGCGAGCGCCGGUCAGGAAGCUGCGGACUCCAACUGCUCCACCAACCAAACUGCCUUCUGUUGUUUAGUUUUAGAUUUGACUUGAGUUUUAAAAACCAACACAAGGAACCCGUUGGUUUCUGCUGAACCCCCCCCCCGAGUUUUAGAGAUAUAUCUAUAUACGUGUUUAUCAAAGACCAAAACUAUAAUUACUGGAAUAUUGUGAGACAUCAGACAGGUUUGCCAAAUGGAGCGCUUUUAUUUUUUUAUAUAUAGUAUAUAUAUUCCGGAUGUAAUAUCAAAACACCAAGACACUAUGGAUCGGCCUCAGAUGACCUCUUUACUUUAAUACCGUAGCCAUAGGUUACAUUUAACCGUAGACAUUUUUUUACAACCUGUUAUUUUGUUUUAGUUUCAGCUUUUAGAUUUUGAUUUUUUGCGUUUUGUUUUGAAUCAGGAUCCUUUUAUCUACCUGCUUGUCCGGAGAGCCAGGGAUCAAAGGAAGUGUUAGGAACCCAGGAGCUGAUUUAAGAAACACUACUGGGAGGUUUUAAAGGUUUCUGAUGUCAAACGUGAAGGAACCACAGCGAAGCUCUUGAACCUGUUUCCUACGUUGAGUGUUUGGUGCUGACGUCACGGUGCGUUCCACCGACUGAUCUGACAAACCCAGGUACCGAGACAUCCAAUCACUGAGUCGUUCAUCUGGAGCCGGGGUUUUGAGAAGCUGUUUUCAGACGUGACCUCUGGAGAACGUCCAGACAACUGGGUCCAGAGCUUCUCUGGAUUUUGGUCUUUGUUCACGACAACAGGAGAAAUGUCCAAAACGACGGGGGGGUUGGAGCCGGCAGUGGAAGUCACAUGGUUUUGUUUACAGCACAUAAGGAAUCUCUGGAAUCUUGUUUUUCCGGGUUGACCACUUGGUCUUCUCCGUGUGAGGCUCCUCCUCCUCCUCAUACUGGGACCAGUGUCUCUCUGUUUUCUCACCUGGACUCAGUCGAUGUCUGGAAACAGCCUCAAGACCUCGGCCUUUCGUUAUUUUAAUCCUCAGGAGGUUUUUAGUCUCUAAACUGCAUCUUGUUGUUUGAUACUCGAACACAAGCUCACGACACACUGGCUAAUUCCUUCACUCAGAAAUAACUCAUCUCCUUCACUUUCCACUUCCAUGUCUUCAGAAGCUCAGUGUCACAUCUGUAGAUCCUCUGUGACUCGGGGCUCAGGCUAAUUCCUGGUUUCAGUAUUGAACCGUUCCCAUGUUUCUUCUAAUCCGUGCGUUUAUUUGUAAAUCAAGAAGCUGAAGCUGUUAAGAAGUUUUCAAGCAUAAACUCCAGAGGAUUUUCACAGUUUCUCUGGAGUUUCACACACGUUUAAUAAUGUGGAGGCGCCGCGUCGUUACCCAGAAUUCCUCACUGUCCUCAAACAAAUCAUGAACCGUUUCACUUGUUUGUCUUUUCAUCGGUUAUAAGAUAUUUUCUAACAUUGAGGCCACACACGUUUCUUGUUUCUUUAAGUUGUCGUCCUAACCCUAACGUGUGUUGAGUGGAUCUAGUCCAGCCAGUUGUUUUUGUAAGCACUGUAAUUCCCUGUAGAGCUGAAGUGAAACGUGUGCGUAGGGGUUUUCAUUCUGUAACUACUGUCAUAGCAAACCAGAGACUAAUAUGUACAUAAUGUAUAAGUGGUUAUAGUGAUGCAUCUAUUGUAAAUAUCAUACAAGUUCUCUGACGUAUGUUUUUCUUUUUGUUUUUUUUUCUUGAUGCUGAAAAACACUUUUGUGCAGAAUCUCACUCGUCUGUUGAUUCGUGCAAUAAAAAGUGACGGAACGUGA